Molecule: messenger RNA, 1536 nt
Organism: Cloeon dipterum
Lineage: Eukaryota; Metazoa; Arthropoda; Insecta; Ephemeroptera; Baetidae
Product: pyroglutamyl-peptidase 1
Exons: 3
Coding region: 1-627 (208 amino acids)
Biological process (GO): proteolysis
Cellular component (GO): cytosol
Molecular function (GO): pyroglutamyl-peptidase activity
Source: RefSeq, a predicted model, not a curated record
AUGGGAGAUGCAACCAACAAUCAUUCAACCGAACCUGUAGUUGUUGUUACGGGUUUUGGUCCAUUUGGUCACCACAAGAUAAACGCCAGCUGGGAGGCUGUCAAAAUGUUGCAUCAGUUGGAUACCGAAAAUGAUCUGAAAAUCAAGUUAGUCACUUUGGAAAUCCCAGUUGAAUACAACUUUGUUGAGUCUGAAAUCCCCAAGAUUUGGGACAAGUAUCAACCUGAGUUAGUGGUGCAUGUAGGAGUUUCCAGCGUAGCUUCUGCUAUCACGCUAGAAACUCAAGCACACAAAUCGGGAUACAAACAAGCCGACAUUAGUGAGAGACUUCCAACUCUUGGUUCGAACUGUCUUUGCGAUGAAGAAUGCCUUACUACUAAACUAGAUGUACCUGCGAUUAGCCUGUCUGUGACCUUAAAUGAAGGCCUACCUGUUUGCGUUUCUAAGGAUGCAGGAAGAUACCUCUGCGAGUUUUCAUACUUUACCUCUCUAAGUCAAGAUGAGUCGAGAGCGAGAGCCAUUUUUAUCCACGUUCCAGAGUUGAAUAAGCCGUACUCAGCCAGUGAUUUGGCAAAAGGUAUCAAGGGAGUGAUCCGCGAGAUCCUUAUUCGCAGAAAACAGAAUUGAACCGCAUUGUUAGUAGAUACUUUCUGCUAUUUUCUUAAUUGGAUGCGAUCCUUAUAAAAUAAAAAAAACAUAUUUUAUUAAUGAUGGAAAAUUUAUUGCCCUGCUCGCAAAGUGUCGAUCAGAUGCUCAAAUACAUGUGCUGGGAAAAUCAUAACCCGUCUGUAAGGGACUUGCCCACACUGCUUCAUUUCCUCGUCAAUGGAUGAUGCAUCUUCUGCCUGAAGAGGAAAUUCAAACUCAUAUUCAGUUUUGCCUUUUAGAAAUUCCUCUUCCUCGUUCACCCACUCGUCCAAGACUUCAUUUUCAAUUUCCACUUUGUUAAUUUUGGCAAUCAGCACAAAAUGAGUGAAGGCAAAUGGCAUCUUCUUAUUUACUGCCGAUUGCAGUUCCUUCUUCAAAUUGAAGAAGAUGGGAGGUGCAAUGGUUUGUGGAAUGUUGACAAACCUUUCAUUGAUCAAGAGCCCUAACUUGCAAGGCUUCUCAGCGAGGAGAUUUGCAAUGAGUGCAUCAUUUCUACCAUGUUUCUCAGCCAGUGUAAGUAGCAGUUCCUUGAGCUGUUUUACACAUGGAAAACGUUCACGCUCAGCAAGUGACACCACAGUUGUUACACCGAGAAGGGUGAUCUCUUCCAAAGUAUCAUCAUCGUCGUCAUCGUCAUCAGUCCCUGGCAUGGUGUCACAAUCUUCGACAAUCACGCUGCCCACGUAAUUUUGUUCAAUGACCAGGUCGGUCAAAUUGCUGACAUCAACAUCAGUGUGGGGUAGGAGCUGAGAAGAAAGGAGAGUCCGAAUUCCAUGAAAGUCAGAGUCUUCAGCGCAUCUGCCCAUCACAUCAAAUUUAAUGGUUUCUAAAUUACCAAUUCUGUCCAUUCUGAGUUUCUGUGAAAAAGAAAAAUAAACCAAUUACCUA